GAAUAACUGAGUGCUUGGUCAUAUCUUAAUAAAACUGCAUUAGCAACUCUGCCAAAGAAGUAAGGGAAAAAUGGCUGAGAACAUUUUCCUGUUUAUUCCAAAUAUAGUUGAUUAUCUGCGGGUCAUCACAGCUUUUAUUUCCUUUUAUUACCUGCCGACAGAUCCGUGGAGUGCCUCAUUUUGGUAUUUACUGAGUGGACUUUUAGAUGCCAUUGACGGCCACUUAGCCAGAAUGCUGGAUCAGGGAAGUAAGUUAGGAGCCAUGUUGGACAUGCUUAUUGACCGUUGUGCCACUAUGUGUCUAAUGGCUGCUCUGUGUCACUUCUACCCAAAGUACAUGUUGUUUUUCCAGUUUAGCAUGGCAUUAGAUAUCACUAGUCACUGGUUCCAUGUCCAAAGUUCUUUGAUGAAGGGAGGAGAGAGCCAUAAGAAGCUGGAUUUGUCAGCCAACCCAAUCCUCAAACACUAUUAUCACAACAGAAUUAUACUUUUUGUUAUGUGUUCUGCCAAUGAGCUUUUCUUCUGCAUGUUGUAUCUGACCUACUUCACUCCAGGGCCAACUUUGUUAGGAAUUGGGCUUUUCCAGGCAAUUCUCUAUAUCAGUGCUCCACUGUCCUUCAUUAAGGCAGGGAUCAGCAUCUUACAGCUGAUAGCAGCAAGUAAGAACAUUGCUCUUAUAGAUCAAAGUGAUAGAGAGGCUAGAAAGACCAAGUAAAGAGAACCAGAUUAAUAGCAGCAAUAAAGGGAGGCAACUUAGCAUCAAUCACAAGUGUAUCUUCUAAGAGGAUGAUACUUUGAUACUCUUCCAUGUUUUAUUUGUUGUAUGUUUUUAUCUGUUAUAUACAUAUAUAAAUUGUUUUUAUUGUAAUCAAAUUCAUGUGUUUUAAUUUUAUUAGAGUUCAGACAAGUAUUGUGUGAUGUAUUGUGUAUGAAAUCCUAUUGCUGAUUUUUAAAGAGAUGAUUUUAUUUUAAUUUUAGUUGUUUAACAUGACUUCCUCUUGGUUAUGAAAAUAAUUUAUUAUUGAAAGAUAAGUAUGUUUGUUAAGUAUGUUAAAAAAGCAGUUUAAGAUGAUGGAAAGUAAAAGAUACAAAUCAAUUGUAACUGAGGCAGUGGAGUUAUUAAAACAUGUUAUAGGAUUGGGAUAUUUAGAUAUAUUAAAAAAAAACAACAUAUUUAUCAUCAACAAUUCUUAGAUGAACAAAAUUCCUCAUGCCAGAACUGGCAAUACAUGUAUUAAUACCACCCAAAGCAAGACCAGGGUUGUACAUUCAAAUAAGUUUUGGUUGACCACCUGCAAUGUGUACAAAAGAAUAAAGGGAUUUAAGGAAAUUUUUGGAAGAGAAAACUUAAGGGCAAAGAACAAUUAAUAUGAUCUUUUAAUUAUUCUAUAUUAAGCAGAUCAAGGAUAUAUCUGUUCAUUUUUAAAAUUAGCAGAAACUUUGCACAUUCUCAUUUAUUUCUGUGUAACGAAUGCAGCUAAGGAGCAGCAUCAAUAGUUAUAAUGUACUCCCAGAAAAAAAUGGACUGGACUAAUUUGCAUUGUCACUGAUAAAGUAUACUUGCUGCAAAAAUUAAAGUCACCCUUUUUUCUGUUGUGUGUUUUUUAAUCUCAAGCCAGAAUAAAUGUAUGAGACAUCAGAAAAUGAAGGAUACCGAACUGAUAGGGAUGCGUGAUUUUAUCAGUAUACUGGUAUAUUGCGAUUUUUUAUUGCAUGAUACGUAUCUUGAUACGGAGACUAAAAUACCGGUAUUUGGUACAUAACUAUAAAUUCUGGAAAUUAUUCAUUUAUUUGUUCAAACUAUUGAAUGACAAUUACAGGAAGUGUAAAAAAAUGUUGAAAACAGUUAAACAACGGCAUUAAAACAUUCUUUAUAUUAAAAUAAUGAACACUUUAAAAGUAGAGUUAUGUUUUUAUACCAUAUUUUUAAGGAAUAUUAUGGAAAUUCGUUUGAAAUUGUAGUAAAAAUUGUGUGUAAAAAUAUCACGAUUUAUUGUGAUAUUUUUGGGAUAGAAUCGUAAUAUAUCACGAUACGAAAUUUUUGCAGAUACCCAUCCCUACGAAUUAAUGUGUCAUGUCUGUAAGUAAGAGUGUCGAAAGCUAUUCCAGGCUUGUGUUAGCUAUAACCAUAUUAAGUAUUCAGUAUUGUACCAAAUAUUGCUGUUUGUUAAAUAGAUUUUUUAGUGUCAUUAGCUUUAUUGAUAAUUAUUAGUGAUAGUAUAUGUAUAUUUUUAAGUGUGUAUGCUUAUUUAUAAAUGAUGUAGAAGGUGCUUUGUAGCCAUUGUUAUUUUGAAAUUUAAAUUUUCUUGAUGAUUACAACCCUUUAGUUGAAAUAUAGUCCUAAAGAAGGGGUUCAGAUGAGUCCAAGACAUAAUUAUGCCAUAAAGGAGAUUUGUAGCAAAGAGAGAUGUUCCUGCUUGCAAUGCAUCAAAACGCAAAGCACGAAUAUCAGUUAUUAACAUAAGUUUUUUUUAUUAACAUACCGGUAAGUUUCAUCUGUGUUUGAAUUCUACAUUUUUACCACUUUAAAAACAAAUUUUUAUACUCAAAUACAUGUAUAUAUUUCUAAUUGUAGCCUGUUAGUCAUUCAUAUUCUUUGGAAGUUAAUUUUCAGUUUAUAUGUAUUAUUAUAAAUAAUGAAAAUUUAGAGAAAAUACUAUUAACAUUAUAUGUUUGUCUUUUGAAUUGUAAUUAACUUAUAUGUUCCUUGUGAGAAAAAAAAUAUUGUGUAAAUUUCAUGUCUUGAACAGGAAAAAGCUUUCAUUUUUCAGACUGCUUUUAAAACGAUGUAGAGUUUUCAGCUCUUGGUGAAAGUUUGAUGAAAGCAUUGGUCUACACAUUUGUUUUGAGAUUUAACUUUUAUAUUAAUGAUACAGUGGUUAAACCUGCAGAACAAAUAUUGUCAAUUUUAUUAACUAUUAUAUACAUGUAAUUCAUUUAUGAUCAUAUGAUUGUACAUAUGAAUAAAUUAGAUUUAGAUUUCA
Messenger RNA from Saccostrea echinata, 2984 nucleotides. Its product is annotated as CDP-diacylglycerol--inositol 3-phosphatidyltransferase-like. Bases 71 to 715 code for a protein of 214 amino acids. Gene Ontology annotation, molecular function: CDP-diacylglycerol-inositol 3-phosphatidyltransferase activity. The transcript is spliced from 6 exons. The record is from RefSeq and is a predicted model, not a curated record. Gene Ontology annotation, biological process: phosphatidylinositol biosynthetic process. Gene Ontology annotation, cellular component: membrane; Golgi apparatus. Lineage: Eukaryota; Metazoa; Mollusca; Bivalvia; Ostreida; Ostreidae.